Messenger RNA from Antechinus flavipes (yellow-footed antechinus), 6970 nucleotides. It is a transcript of the gene ARL15, whose product is annotated as ADP ribosylation factor like GTPase 15. The transcript has 7 exons. The coding region runs from base 312 to 986 and encodes 224 amino acids. The record is from RefSeq and is a predicted model, not a curated record. Gene Ontology annotation, molecular function: GTPase activity; GTP binding. NCBI's taxonomy places the organism in Eukaryota, Metazoa, Chordata, Mammalia, Dasyuromorphia, Dasyuridae.
UGCUCUCUCCGAACCCCCCAGCCUCCAAUCACGGUUCCUCCGAGGUCCUCUCUCGGGUCCUUCUCCCGCGCUUCUCCGCUUUCACGCCGGGCAGCCGCGCCUUUUAUGGAAAGCCGCAGCCAAUGAGCGCUCUUCUUUCCUUAUGGUCGGCGGAGGGACCAAUCGUGGCGCGGCUGGUGUAAUCUUCGUCCGCUCGGCUCUCCUCGGCUCUUUUCGCUGUUGCUGCCUUCCCGGGGGCGGUCGCUUCGCUGCCAGAGACGCUUUCUUUUUUUUCCGGGUUCGGAGCCGUUCCGGAUGCUUUAGGUUGCCGGAUGUCUGAUCUUCGGAUAACUGAGGCGUUACUGUACAUGGAUUAUCUGAGAAUGUCUGAGUGUAUCCAGAUCUCAUUUGCUGUUUGUAGAAUUGGCAUUUACACGUGCUGGGCCAUUCACAAGGAAACCUUCUUGAAGCCCCACUACUCCAUCUUUUUUCCUUAUUUGGCUCAGGGCCAGUUUUCAAUGAUGUGUUUUAGAGCACUUUGCUGCAAGGGACCCCCUCCUCCACGACCAGAAUAUGAUUUAGUCUGCAUAGGCCUCUCGGGUGCUGGCAAAACCAGUAUGUUGUCGAAGCUAUGUGGUGAGAGCCCGGAGAAUGUCGUGUCUACAACAGGUUUUAGCAUAAAAGCAGUUCCAUUCCAGAACGCCAUCUUGAAUGUAAAAGAACUUGGAGGGGCUGAUAACAUUAGGAAAUACUGGAGUCGCUACUACCAAGGAUCUCAAGGGGUAAUAUUUGUAUUAGACAGUGCUGCUUCAGAAGAGGAACUAGAAACCUCUAGAAAAGAACUACAUUCAGCUCUUCAGCACCCACAGUUAUGUACUUUGCCAUUUUUAAUAUUGGCCAAUCAUCAAGACAAGCCAGCUGCUCGAUCAGUACAAGAGGUGAGUAAGUCAUGGAGUGGUGUGAUCUCUGAAGAGCCCAAAUCAAAGGUGACCCAAAGAACAAAAUAGAUCCAUGUUAGGCAGAAGCAGCAUGGUCCAGCAAUGACAGACUUCAUGAUGCAAAGCAUGAAAAACAAGAAGGGCAUUCAUUGAUUUUGAAUCAACAAAUGAAUCCAUUCUGCAUCAAACAUAAUGCUAGGGAUUUUGGUAAAAGAUAAACGUGAAAGUUUUCCAGCAGGGAGCUUAAUACAUAUUAAAGGAAACAGGAAGGCCAGUACCUAUCUUUUGUGGACAAGAACCAGAAUUGCCCAAAAGAGGAAAGAAUCUCAUGGGAGAAAAUUUACAAUGCUACUACUGGUAAAGAACAUUCCUCAGGGAAGAGAUUGAUCCAAGUGUUCAACUGAUUAACAAGAUAAUUAACAUGUUUUCAGACUCUAUAACUAUUCCUCUGGCAUUAAAUUUGACCAGUCAUCAAGACAUUUCCUCUUUCAUAUCUUACUUAGCAGUUUACAAUAUUCUUACAUACUAAUCAUAAGGCAUUAGUUGCCUUUUGACUUUGAAUUCGAUAAGGAAAGUGAUUGUGUCUCAUCUCAACUUUCUACCUUUCCCCAGAACCUGGCUAGAACACCAUAGGUGCUUAAUAAAUGCCUGUUAAAAGUAAUUAACCAAAACAUCAAAGUGCCCUCAUGCUCAUUUCAUGUCAUUUCUCUUCCUGGGCAUUGGUAUAUGUUCUGCCUGCCCUAGUUUUCCAUAAAUGUCACUCAUUUAAUCAAUAUUGUUCUGUUUAUUGAGUGUCUAGUGGGUCCUAAAUGCCUAUUAAAAAAAAAGAAGACUGAAUGUUCUUAAGGAAUUGGAGAGAUUCUAGGUCCUUUUUCUUUCACAAUUCUGGUUUAAACCCUAAAUGGCUCAAUCUCUUGUCUUCUGAGAGUUUUUCUUUAAACUGAAUUUUAAAAAAGCUACUUAUCCCCUGGCAAAUUAGUGUUCACAAGACCAGUGUGGGUGGUACUUCUAUUCCUUAUAGUGGAUACCUCCUUGGAGAGUGACCCCAUUGUUUUAUGGUCAAUUGCUGUUUUCUUUGGGUUAAAUACAGAUAUCUCUAGAUCUCUAAGAGCAAACAUGGCAAAACUCUGGCUUUACUUACAUUUAUUGUUAUUUUAUCAUCCCCAUUGUUGUAUUUGUGAACCACAUAUAUGCACGAUGUUUAUAAGAUAAAACCUCUUUAGUAGAAUCUUAAACUACUUAGACCAUAAACUUAAGGAAGGAGAGAAAGGAGAAUAAAUUGAAAUGAAGUUGCAAAAAAAAAAAAAAAAAAAAAGUAGCAGGAAACCUGAAUCAUUAGUCAUUUUUAGUAAUAGUUAUAUGUGAAAUUGAUAUGAUCUGUCAGCAAACUCAAUGGCAUUGUUCUUUGCCAUUUGUUUGUAUAAAAAUAACAAUAGCUAAUAAUUUAGAUAGCACCUAUUAUGUACCAUUCUAAUGUACACUUUCCAAAUAUUAUCUCAUUUGAUCCUUCCAGCAAACCUAGAUAAUAGAUGCUAUUAUUAUCAUCCCCCUUUUACAAUUGAAGAAGCUGAGGCAAACAGAGAUUAAGAGCUUUACACAAGACUAUACAGCUAAUAAAUGCCUGAGGGUAGAUAUGAACUAAGAUCUUUUUGAUUACAUACCCAACACCCUAUCCUCUUUCUAGCCACUUUCCUAAGCCACGUAGCAACAUGAACAGGCUUAUUGAUGGGGUGAUAAAUAGAAUUCAUUGUACAAGUACAUCCUACUUUCUAUGUCACAAAAGCUCUGUGUACAUUCAUUUAUUCUAUGUACUGCUUAUUAGUCAAAGAAAUACCAUUAUAUCUUUUGGGAAAUUAUUCCCCAAUAUAUAAUAAUUUUAUGUGCAUAAAUAUAUACUUCAGUUGAGAUCUUCCCAUAAUAGUUUUGCUUGGAGUGAAUUAACCUGGAAUGCCCUGUAGUUCUAGAGCAUAUGUAGAUUCUGUGAGAUAUUGUCCUGAACUGGAACACUCUAAUUAUUCUUAGAAUUCAUUGAUAUGUACUUUUCCUGUAGUGAAAUGGAUUUCAAAUAGCCCACCCAUGCCCCACCUAUGCUUACAAGUCAUGAUUCCAUUCAUGUUGGGAAUUUUCCUUCUUUUGUUAUUUAGUGGUGGCAAAUGGAACAUAGAAACUGUACAGGGCUUUAGAUCUCAUUUAUGAAUAGCUUUCUUUGGUCCUUUAUUGCUCUUAUGAUCUCAUUUAUAUCAAUUUUUUUUUUUUGUUCGAUUCCUUGUUUUUAAUGUGCUACUGUAAUCUGCUCAUGUCUUCCAUGCAUCCUAUCCUAUCUUUUCAGUGCUUUUCAGUUUAACUUCUGGGAUUAAUCCUACUACUUAUAGCCAUCUAUCACCAUUGGAAGACAUUGCUAUUAAAAAAAGAUGACCCUUAUUUCAUUGAAGCACUUAUUAAUUUAAAAAUAUUUAGAAAUAUAUGUAAUUUAUUUGUACCUUCUAAUACUAUUUGAUAAAAUUCUCUUGGGUUUUUUAUUAUUAUCCUAGUUGCUGAAGAUAUGCAUCCCUAUAUGUUGAUGGUAACCAUCUUCCCUUUUUUAUCUUUCUUUUCUAUUUUUCUUAACCUCUAACCUCAGUAUUUACUCUCUUGAAUUUUUUUUUUUUUGAAACAACUAUGAGCCUCUUUCCUCUAGUCAUAAAAAGAAAGUGAUAAACUUGUUUAUACUACUCUGCUUCCAAAGGAGUACAUAUCUCUUGGCAGGAGUGAAGUUAUUUUUAAAGCGUGUAGAUAAUUUUACAUUUAUUUGUUUGGGUUCUGCUAGGAAUACCUAAGAUUCUACACACCAUUUCAUAUUAUAUUCAGUUAUUUCCCUAAUUCCUUGUGUGUCAAGGAAAUCAGAUAAUUCUAGCUUAUUAUCCAAAUAAAAGGUAUUUACUACAAAGCUGUGGUUGUUUACUACUCAAUAUAUUAGAAUAAUACCCUUUGGCAUGUGCUCCUUGAUCUUGCAAUUUUGUAUUGUAGGAGUUUUUUUUUUUUUUUUAAAGUAGAAAAGUAUUGUAUAGUUCCUGUUGUCAUGGAAAUAGAGAAUGAUUAGCAAAAGCUUUGAUUAGGAUUUAUUUAAGGUAAUAUCAGGUAUCACAGUCUAGCUGCUCAGGGACUACACACAGAGCUGUCAUCAGUGAGGAGUAAAUAGCUCAGAUAUUCCUGCUCAUAUAAGAGGAAAAGAAAAAAAAUCAACAUGUAAGCCUAAAAAAUGCAAAGUCAGUUAUUUACCUUGUCUUAACUGUUAAGUUUUCUAUAAUAGUUGAACGUAGGGUUUGUUUGUUUUCAAUGUAACAUACUUUAGCAGAAUCUACCAAUGGCUCCUUUCUACAGCAUGAAAACAUAACCUAUUUUCCCCUUCCUGAAAUGUCCUUCACUUAACCCUAUCAUCCCUUCAAGCUGUUAUCCAAUAACUCUCCUCUCUUUGACACCUAUUCUCCUAGAAAAAAUCUUCUAUGCAAAUUCCUGUCAAGGUGGCUACCUAACAAUUGGUAGAUUCCCCAGAUCCCACACCCUAGCAAAACCCUAAAUUCAAAGCAGAUCAAAUAAUGAUUAACAAAUCUGAUGAGAAACUGUGUGUAGAUUCCCCCAAAGAAGAAUUGCAUGAUUCUAUAACAACUUUAAGCAGAGAUCCAAAAGGAAAACUUGAUUUUCCAUGUGGACCAUAUAAAUACGUUUUUAAAAAAUGAAGCAAGAGAUAUAAAAUGAAAUAAAACUUGAGGAAAUUGGCAGGGGAAUAACUUAGAAAGGAUAGUGGUAAACCUUACCCAUGAAAUGAAUUCCCUAAAAACUAUAAUAGAAGGAAUAGAAAUCAGUGACUCCAUGAAAAGGCAAAAAAAAAAAAAAAAUCAAAUUAAAGAUUGUAAAGAUUAGAAGAAAAUAAGAAAAAUAUAUUUGAUAUAAAAAAGCUGACGUGGAAAAUUAGUCAAAGGAGGAUACUCUUUGAGAAACAUGAUUAAAAACAAACAAACAAAAGCAUAGAAAUUAUUUUUCAAAAAUUGUAAAUGAAUAAUUCCCAGAGCUGUUAGAACCAGAGGACAGAUAGAAAGAAUAUACUAGUCAUUUCUAAAAGGAACCCCAAAAGAAAAAGUUCACUAGUAUAAUUCAUAGUCUCUCUCCUCCUCUCUCCCUCUCUUUUUCUCUCCCUUUCUCUCUUUUUAUCUCCUAUAUUUUUAUGAACUUCUCUCUGUCUCUCUAUAUGUAUACAAAUAUAUGUAUAUGUGUGUGCAAACAUCACGUGUGUGUGUGUGUGUGUGUGUGUGUGUGUGUGAGACAUCCAGGAAAAAAAGCAGUAAAGCAUUUUAAAGACUAACACUUAGGAUCACUCAAAACAUUGCAGAUUUUACUCUUUAUGAAAGGAAAUAUUGGAAUAUAAUAUUGCAAAAACCAAUAAGUAAGAUUACAACCAGGAAUAAUUUACCUGACAAAACUGAGUACAAAGGAAAAGAUACUGAAUUAUUAAGCUGAUUAGGAACCUUGAAAUAUUAACAAGAUGCCAGAGAAAUCUAUAAAGGUAAAUAUAUUUGAGUUAUUAGAAAUUAGAUAAUAAUAUAGUGCUAACAUUCUAAUAGAAGAAAAAAAGAAAUGUAUCUUCAGAACUUUGUUUUCAAAGAAUAUUGAAAAAAUAAUCUCUCUCUAAUACAAACCCUUCAGAAUAGAAGAAUUCCAGGUUUGGGAUAGGCUUUAUAGUAAAGGUAAAAGGAAUAUAGAAAGAAAUAAGGUAGAAAGGUUGGAACCUUCUAUUUCUUGAAGUUGGAGUGCAUUUUUAAAAGAGUAUAAAUAUGAAGAAUUCUCAUCUGAACUCUCUCAUAUGAAGUAGACAAAGGAUGCUUGAAUACACAUAAAUAGUUGUGAUGACUACGUAUUUUAAAAUCAGCCGGAGUCAGGAAUUCAGGUUAAGGGAAAAUCCUCGAUAUUUAUUCUUUGCAGAGGUAAAGGGGGAUCACGAUAGGAAGUGAGUAGUCGCGACACGAACCCAACCAGCCAUCUCUCUGCCUCUCUCUCUCUCCACCAAAAUCGUCUCUACAUCAUUUCCUAUACAACACAUCAAAACUUGUACAGAGAGUGGACGGGGCCAUUCUUUCUCCAAGUAUAAAUUAAUAGAGUUUCGUUCAAUUGCUAUUUAGCCUCAUGUGCUUGGGACCUCAGUGCAUCAACUUGAGCUUCAGCCCAUUACAAAUAGUUUAGAAUAGAAAUGCAUCAAACUCAAUGUGGAAAUAAUCUGAAAUAGGAAAGAGGUAUUAAGAGGGAGGAUAAUACUGGAUAGGAAACAGUUACAAGCCAAAUAAAACUUUCCUUUCCCAAAGAGAAAAUCAAAAAAGUAAAGAAAAACAUUAGAAUCUCGCAGGAUGCCUUGCUUUAGUUUGCCUCUUAAACAAUUGAAGAAUUAUUGAACAUCAUAAUAUAAAUGUAAAGAUACAUUUUUUUGCCUUAAGAAAUUAUUUAAAAGCAUUUUGGAGGAUAGAAUGAAUUGAAGAAUUAUUAAGUAAGCAGAACAGAAAAAAGAGUUAGUAGAAGAUCAUCAGUAUUGUAAAGAGAAACAAUUUUGAAAAACUCAAGAACUCUGAUUAAAAAAUUAACAAUUGUGUAUCCAGCCAAUCCAAGAGGAAGUAUAUUACCCAUUUCUUGACUUUGAGAUAAUGCACACAAGUAGAGAACACAUUUGUGCCUGUAGCCACUCUGUGGCUUGCUUUUUUUUACUUGAUUUGCUUUGUUAUAAGCAAAUAGCCUCCAUUUCUUUCCUUCUCAUUAAUUUUUCAGCCCCUUACAUUCAGGCUUUCAACCACAUCAUUCAACUGAAAAUGCUCUUUUCAAGGUAAUUAAAAUUAAUAUUUUCAAUCCAAUCUCUUUUUUUCCCUCAGACUUUGCCCUUCUUGACCUGUCCAUAGCAUUUGGCACUAUUAGCCUUCCUGUUUUCCUGAAAACUUUGUCUCUUCUGGAUGUUUCUCCCUUAUCAUCCCACAUCCAGAUAAGUACUAAGAAAAAUACUGAAUUACCAUCCAUAUCCCUGUAAGACAUUCCUAAAG